AAACCAACGAACACAGAUGAAUGAAUCGAAUCGGAGGAUACUUUUCCAUUUCAUUUGUUUUUCUCUUCAUCAGCUUUCGGUGUCGGCCAGCCUUCUCCACGUUUCUUCAGUCUGUAUAAUUCAAUGCCAAUACGCACGACAGAGAGUAUGCAUAGCUGUUGCUGAGCCAAAAAGGCAAGAAGAAAAAAGCAAUAAAGGAAAGUUCAGCGGAUUCUAUUGCUUUUUCUUGCUUCCUUCGGAAACUCAUCUCUUUCUCUUUAACCCUGGUAAUAUCAUGUCUUUUCAAUUUCGCCCAAUUCUUUGCCACUCCGUGGAUCAUCUGAUUCUGUCGGUUUUCUGAGGUGGGUUUCUUCGAAUUCUGUCGAUUUGAUCUGAUUUAUUGGGUUUCUUUUGUCCCUAAUUUGAUUUCCAUCUGGACCCGAUUGGGAGCUAGAAGGUGAUUUUCAGAGAAAUGGGUCCUGAGAUGUUCAGGUUUGGAGUUCAAAUGAGAAAAGUCGUGAUCUUGUCGAUCAGAACUUGUUUUCGAUCAGUUCGGAAUCAUCCAUUUCUUGUUGCUGUGAUGUUUAUGUUGUUUUUACUGUACAGAUCGUUUCCCUUUCUGUUUUCCCUUUUAGUUUCAGCUUCGCCUGUUCUUGUUUGCACUGCUAUUUUGCUUGGAACUCUUUUGAGUUUCGGGCAGCCAAAUAUACCCGAAAUUGAGAAGGAAGAGAAGGUGACUCAUGAGAUUGUGUCACUUAAAACUGGGACUCAGAGUGAUGCCUCUGUAGUUGAGAGAGAUGAGAGCUUUGCGGUGGAGAGGUACACUUCGAAGAAGAGGGAUUUAGAUGAGAAUUCGAUUGGGGAAGCAAGUUCAGUUGGGGAUAUGGUCAGUGAAGUUAAUAGAAGUGAUAGUGGUUUGGUUUAUAGUGCCGCAUUGAUCCAUGAGAAUUCCCGGGAGAUUCAGUUUGAGAAGAAGGUAAUUGAUGAAGGGGAAAGGGAGUUAAGUGAUUCAGGAUUCGAAAGGAAGGCUGAAAUGAGUGAAGAGAAACUUGACAAACGGGUGAUUCUUGAGAAUCAGUACUCUCAAAUUCGUAGUGUGGAAGAUGAAAAUGGUUACUUGAGUAAUGACAGAUCACCGGUGGGAUCUAUAGAUUCUCGGAUGGCAGAUCGGGCAGACUCUACCCCAGGUUCACUGUGGAAACGAGUUGAUGAUGAAGAGGAAGUGGAUGAUGGGUCUUCAGAAACGGGGUCUGAUCGGGCUGAGAGUUCUUCGCCUGAUGCUUCGAUGGCUGACAUCAUUCCAAUGCUUGAUGAGCUCCACCCUCUUUUAGAUGAAGACGUUCCUCAACCUGUUCAUGUGUCUCAUGAUGGCUCCGAUGCUGGUUCGGAGCAGCUCCAGAAAUCUAGCAAUGGCACCAAUGAAUCUGAUGAGGAUAGUGAAAACCAUGAAGAGGAAGUUGGUGAUGAACAUGAUGAUGGGGAUGAAGAGGAGGAAGAAAGAUGUGAUGGCAAAGAUGUUGCAACAAAAUCUGCAAUUACCUGGACAGAGGAUGACCAGAAGAAUCUCAUGGAUUUGGGGACUUCUGAGUUGGAAAGGAACCAACGAUUGGAGAAUCUUAUAGCCAGAAGAAGGGCACGAAGGAUGAUGACUGAGAAGAACUUGAUAGACUUAGAUAGUACUGAUCUUCCCUUCAAUAUCGCGCCUAUUUCAACUAUAAGACGUAAUCCUUUCGAUCUUCCUUAUGAUUCUAAUGACAACAUGGGGUUACCGCCCAUUCCAGGGUCUGCCCCUUCCAUCUUGUUACAAAGACGAAACCCAUUUGAUAUUCCUUAUGACUCGAGUGAAGAGAAGCCUGAUCUUACUGGAGAUAGUUUUCAACAAGAGUUUACUACAUUUGCUCCUAAGGAGAUGCUCUUCCGCAGGCAUGAAAGUUUUAAUGUGGGACCAUCGCUGUUUGGGCCUCCCAGGCAGGAGAAGCAAGAGAUCAAGCUAAAACCUUAUUUUGUAGCAGAAAAGUUUGUUUCAGAAGGGACAAGCUAUUCCUCCUUCCAAAGACAAAUGAGUGAUCUUAGUGAGUCCAAAGUGAGUUCUGUUCCUGAAACGGAUUCUGUGUGUUCUGUUGGGGACCAGGACGAUAAGAAGCUUUCUGAAGGUGAUUUUUCUCAGGAAGCAGAGUUGAUGUCUGAUGUAGAGAACCCUGCUGAGCAUGUUGGACAUGGAAGUGAAUCCUCUGAAGAUUUUGAUGUUGUGGAAUUAGGCCAAGUUGAGAAUACAGGCAUUGAACAUGAUGAGCUGGAAAUUAAAUUGGGGGAUGUUGAAAAUCAUCCUGAAGUGGUGUCUGACUUUUUCGGGGCAAGAGAUGAAGCUAAUCUUGGAGAACAUGACACAGCUGAAAGUCAUUUGACUGCAUUAGCUGAUGAGGUUAAUUACAGUAGUAGAUCAAGCUCAUCGUCAUUGUCAGAAGUACAUGAAAGGAUCUUUGAUGAGAAGGAAAAUGAAGGACACAAAAGGAUGUUUGAUGAGAAAGAGAAUGAAGUGGAUGAAAAGAUCUUUAAGGAGAAAGAAAAUGAUGUAUCCUCAGGCAUGGAGACUAAAACAGUAACUAUUACUGAGAGUAGCAUAUCAAUUCAAUCUUUGUUGGAAGAGUUAGACAUCAAUGCUGCUGUAGGCUUGGUGGUUGGCAGUCAACCAAAGGAGCCUGUUUAUGACUUGAGCCCGCAGGCAGUUCAGAAGAAUCUCUUGUCUUCGUCCAUUUCCUCCAACAUGCAAGUAGAAACAUCUGAAAAGUCCUUUACACCAAUAUUGCUUGAAAGAACAGUGUCUUUUGGAGAUAAGGAACCUGAAGUGAGUAAUCAGAGCAUAAAAAUGGAUUCUCCUAGCAACAACCAGAUUUCGGUAGACUCAUCACAGGUACAUCUAGAGGAUAAUUCAGAUAAAGAAUCUGAAGUGAUUAAUCAGAGCAUAAAAGUGGAUAAUCCUAGCAGUGAACAGAUUUCAGGAGACUUAUCGCAAGUACAUCCAGAGGAUAAAUAUGAGCAAAGUACAAGUGUAGUAACAGAGAAAGCUGAGGAUGUUAUUUUGAAUCAUGGGUUCUCUAGAGACGGCCAAAACUUGGACACGGCAAAUGCAUCAAUAGUUCCAGAAUUUCUUGCUGAGUCUGUUUCAAAUAAUUUAAAUCCAUCUUCAGACUCUGAAGCAGUGGAGGACCAUCUGAUUUAUCAAGAUGGAAGUUAUCAUCACGAACAAGUACCCUCAUCGAGCAUUAAUAUAGAUACUGAUGUUGCCACUGACAAAGUUGAGGGUGACAAUGUGGAUUCUGUGGCUCUUAAUUCUGAGUACAAGUCUUCUGGAGAUUUGACUUCCACUAUUAUGAAUAAUGAACAGCCUAUGGUGGUUUCUGAGCAAGUUUCUGAUAUCCAUCCUGUUGCAUCUUCUUGUGAAAAUGAAUGCAUAGAAGAGCAUCCAGUCAAUAAAGAAGUAGUUCUUCAGGUUACACAAGAUCAAAUCCACUCAUCAAGCUCUGAUGCAAAUUUCCAUGUUGGCAUCCUCCAAGAUGCAAAUGAUGAUAUAUUGUCCACACAUUCAGAAUCUGUUUCUGAAGUAAAGCCUGUGUAUGAGUUGGAUAAAGCACAGCCCUCAUCAGACAAAGCUGUGGUGGAAUUUUCUUCUGAAAAUCAUCAUGAAUUGGUAGAUGAGUCAAUUAUCCACGUGAUGCAUACUGUGGAAGUUGGGGCUGACAGCAAUUUUGAUGCUUCUGAAGUCCAGCCAAAUGAAGUUUCAUCAAGUGUCUGCUCUCUUUUAACUCAUGAACCUAGCUUCUUGACAUCUGAGGUUUCUGAAAGCAGAUCAACGACAGCUUUAGUUGAUUUAAAUGACAGUACCCUUGAUCUGAUUGAAAAUCCAGACUAUGGUUUGAAAGUUAAGACAUUCAAUUUUUUAGUGGAAGCAAUUGGUUCCGAGGUUCAGGAGCAGGCCUUCAUUGAAGAGGAAGAUGAGAUCAAGGAGAUAGAUGAAGGGUUAUUGGUGGAACUGGAUUCUGUUGGAGACUUUAGUGUUAAAAAUUUGGGAUCAAACUUGGAUGAGAUUGAAAGUAACAGGCUUCCUGGUGGAGAGAUAAACUCUGAGAUGCCUCUUGUUGAAGCACGAUCAAUGAAUGAUAUUGAUUCCAUUUUUAAGAACACCAGCCCACUAAUGAAAAUUGAAGCUGAAGUUACACAGCAGGGUCAAAUUAAGGAAGAGAGCAAUUCUGUAAUGCCAUCACCUGAAACAAGGUCCCUUGAAGGUGUUGAUGCAUCUUGCAGGCAAAUCAGUGAAGAAGAAACCAAAAUGCCUGUUGUUGUGGAGUCGCUUAAUGCUAAGCUGAUACCUGAAGGAACACAGACUGUGCGUUCUGACCAUGGGUCAUCCCACAAAGAUUCAGACAUGACAGCGACCGAGAUGGAGUUGUCCGUUGUUGAAGCAAGAUCAAUAGAGGAUAUUGAGUUUUCCUUUAAACAGCUCCAUAACAUUGAGGGAGAGAGUAUUUCCAGUUCAGUUGAUGAUAGGCCCACUUAUGUAGAACCCAUGGACCCGGCAAAACCCAAUUCAGACCUGCAUGUUGAAAGAGAAAGAAUCAUGAGUCCAGUUGAUUACAGUUCCAGUGUUGUAGAACAAGAGGAUCCAACAGAAACCAAUCCAGACUUGCAUGCUUUUGAAGUAAGAUCGCUUGAAGAUGCUGAUAUGGCUCUAAAGCUAUCCUCAAAUGAUAACAUAGACAGGCUGCUGAAAUCAGAUUCUGAAGAUGGAUCAGCAAAAAGAGAAACAGACGAAGUGGGUUCCAAAACAACUGAAUCCAGCACCAAAGAGCCUGGUGUAUCACAAAGUUGUACUAGCACUCCCGAACCAGACUAUGGAGCUGAAACAUCUGGCUAUAUAAGUUUGAGCAGAUCAGAUGACAAAAGUGAGAAGGCAAAGUCUCGUAAACCGCACUCUAGUUCCAGCUCCAGCUCAAGCUCCAGCGACUCUGUCUAGGGAGUGAAAUUGCAACAGCAAGCAACAGAGAAGAAAUAAUUUGGUGUUUUGAGUCUUCGCCUUUAUUGUUCCUUUGAGAUAUUGGCAGUUUUGGUCUACUCGUUUGGUUCCAGUUUGUGUUUUGGAUAACAGAAACCGGCUUUUUUGUUGCUUCUGGUAACUUCUUAACUAAUUUAUUUGCCCUUCAAGAA
This is a messenger RNA of Diospyros lotus (date-plum), 5181 nucleotides long. RefSeq lists its product as uncharacterized. NCBI's taxonomy places the organism in Eukaryota, Viridiplantae, Streptophyta, Magnoliopsida, Ericales, Ebenaceae. The coding region runs from base 452 to 4990 and encodes 1512 amino acids. The record is from RefSeq and is a predicted model, not a curated record. The transcript has 2 exons.